CCAAAAACUGAACAUAGUGCUGAAUGCUUUGCCUAAAGCUACUCCUUAAAUUUAAUACAACACAGAGCAACUCUCACAUGCUGUACAAGGAGGUUUAUAAUACAUCAUUAUAACUUGAGGCCAGUGUUGGUUAGGGUAAUCGUUUGUUCUCCAGAGCCAGUAGGCUGGUUUGUGUACAGGAAGUGGGAGAGGAAGACUUUCAAACACUGUAAAACAUUUUUGGAUUAAAUAUUAAGCUAUUCGGUAACAGAAAAAUACAGACCUUUUUUAGAGUUUUAUAGUAACAAACUGGCAACAUGGGUUUGUCUUAUCCAACCUGUGACAUUUAUUAUACUGUAUGUCAUCCCAAACCUUUAUCCAAGUCACCUGGUACUAACCUUUCUAAUAAUGGCCUCAUGGGAACACAACACUCAGACCAUUACUGUAACUUUAGGGUUCAACAUUUUGGAAAAUAAGCAUUUUAAAUUCAUUAACUGAAAAGGUGAGAAUAUCAGCAGUGUUUGAUACAUCCAUUAACACAUGGUCUGCUGGUGUGUGUUUGUUCAUGUGUGGACUGAAUGACCCUCACAGACAGAACAACUGAACUUUACAUAUUUCCUCUCCAUGUUCACCGUCUUUCCUCACAGCCAGUCACUCUACCAGCAACUGAGGUUGAGGCAGGUGAAGUUCUAUUCAGCAGCACUUCCAGCUACUCUGUUCUGGAGUUUAUUGGUGAAGGCUGCUUUGGUAGAGUUGCCAAGUGCCAAAGGCUGGAGACAGAAGAGAGUUGCUGUAAAGAUCCUCAAAGACUUUUAUGAUGUCAAGGACAAAGAGGUGUCCAUGUUAGAACACAUCAGUGUCCUGAAUCAAGACCAGACCAACAUAGUGAAGUUCUUUGAGCGGUUUGAUCAUAUGGGACAGACCUGUCUAGAAUUUGAGAUGCUGGAUGGGAGUCUCUAUGAUCUGCUCCAAGAACAAAGUGGGAAACCACUGUCUGUGAAAGAGGUGCGACCAAUUGCACAGCAGAUGUUAGUCGUUUUGGAUGCCCUCAAGGGUCUUGGUGUCCUGCAUACUGACAUUAAACCUGACAACAUUAUGUUAGUCAACCAGCAGGACCAGCCCUUCAGGGCUCCAGAGGUUGCUCUCGGUCUGCCCUUUGUUGAGUCUAUUGAUGUGUGGGGAGUUGGCUGCGUCCUGGCCUACCUCUACCUCGCUGAUUACCUCUACCCCUUAGUCUGUGAAUAUCAGAUGGUGAAGCGCAUAGUUGAGGUUCUGGGUCAACUGGAGAACCACCUGCUCUGAGCUGGGAAAUAUGCCGAGCACUUGUUCAGCCAGAAGGAAGGAAGCUGCUAAUGGUCCAACAUGGAGGCUGAUGUGUUCCUUCAGACACCAGACGAAUACGCAAAUGCCCAUGAUUUGAUACAGAGAAAAGUGAUCCUGACCUGCCCAGCUCUCUGGAUGACCUGGUUAAUGUAGGUACUCUCUGCUGUGUUGUAUAAGUUAAGACUGAAUGAGAUGCUGUCAUUCAUCAGUGUCAGAGAAGUAGGGGCUGACCAACUGAACUUAAUCUGUUUCCACAUGCAGGUCUAUACGAAAGAGAAUGCUGAGGAGUUUAAGGGCAGGACAGUGUUUAUAGACCUCCUGAAACUGCUGCUGCAUCCUGUUGGGGAUCAGAGAAUCUCUCCCCAUCACGCUCUGCAGCACAGUUUCAUCACCGUGUCCCACCUGACUGAGCACCCUGACAGCAGUGACUGUGUCUGGUAGUAAAUAUCUCAUGAGGACUUGGAUGUACAGAUGGCUUCACUGAUUGACUUUUGUACUUGAUCCAGUCUGGCCACCUCCUGAGCUCUGAUGAGUUCCUGCCCAAUGGAGGAGUCAGCAGACCAGAUGAACACCUCUGCAGCCACCACAGGGUCAACUUGUCAAGGAGAUCCAUCUGCCUGGUCUGAGGGAGAACUUCUUAAGGUCUCCUGUGACACCGAGCCAUCAGACUGGUCUACUGAUGAAGGACUUGCUAUUGUCACCUGGGACAGAGAGUUCUGAUUGGUCUUCUGAUGGAGCUCGACCUGAAGAUGCAGCAGCUUUGAGGUCUUCUGAUGAAGGACGUUCCCUCUCCAAUGAUGAAGACCUUAGUCUCUGUUGUUUUAGCUUCUUCAGAAAAGCAUGAAGACAGAACUUCAUCUAAAGACCAGACUGCACUGCUACAGCCUCAGUCUCCUCUGGUUGAAACUUGCUCGACA
Molecule: messenger RNA, 2219 nt
Organism: Larimichthys crocea (large yellow croaker)
Lineage: Eukaryota; Metazoa; Chordata; Actinopteri; Sciaenidae
Product: homeodomain-interacting protein kinase 1
Exons: 6
Coding region: 604-1281 (225 amino acids)
Biological process (GO): smoothened signaling pathway; peptidyl-serine phosphorylation; positive regulation of transcription by RNA polymerase II
Cellular component (GO): PML body; cytoplasm; nucleus
Molecular function (GO): ATP binding; protein serine/threonine kinase activity; transcription coactivator activity
Source: RefSeq, a predicted model, not a curated record